UCUUAAAUGCUUUCAUGUGUUCAAAUAGCGCAGACGUCAGUGAAUCUGUCUGCGAUAUGGUGGAAGAAGUUAGGUUACCUCCGGUUAGUUCUUAGUUGCCCACGUAGAACAUGUCGCAGCUCGACGAUGUUUUCAUAUAAUGGAUAAUGAAACGAGUGCGAAUUCAAAGGUGGAACAAACAAACCAUGUCGUACUUAGGAGAUUGGAGGCAAGCAUUACGCGCUCCUCUUGUCUACAGAGUUGCUAACAGUACUUUUCGCAUUCAAAGUCAAUAUUUGGCUUUAAUAUUUUUACUGUUAUCUGCUUCUUUAUUCUUAUUCGGGUUCCCUUUGUUACGUGGAAUUGUACGUCCCUUGCCAGCGAAUCAAUGUGUAACACAGUGUAGAUAUCAAAAGUACAACAAGACUUAUCCUUUGUCAUCGCCAGUCAGGACUUCCAAGGGUUUCACUUACAGAAUAGCAAUAGUAAGUGAUCUUGAUCAUGAUUCCAGAAGUUUAGACAAAAAGAAUCUGUGGUAUAGCAUCAUGAAAACUGGAAGUCUCUUUUGGAAUCCAAGCACAAACAGUCUUUCUAUCAUUUGGGACGAUAGGAACCAGAUGUUAACGUCAUCUUUAACUAUGAAAGGACGUGGCAUGGAGCUAUCUGAGUUAGUUACAUUUGAUGGACAUUUAUUGUCGUUCGAUGACCGUACAGGAGUUGUAUAUAUUAUUGAAGGAGAAGAAGCUUAUCCUUGGGUGAUUUUAAUGGAUGGCAAUGGCAAGAACACCAAAGGAUUUAAAUCGGAAUGGGCAACUGUUAAGGAUGAAUAUUUAUACGUAGGCAGCAUGGGGAAAGAAUGGACCACUCCUUCAGGAGAGUUUCAGCACAAUAAUCCUCUUUGGAUAAAAAUAAUUUCUCCAUGUGGAGAGGUACAAUCUUCGAAUUGGAUUUCCAAUUACAAAAGAUUAAGACAAGCGCUUGAUAUUGAAUAUCCAGGCUACAUGAUUCACGAAUCAGGAGCUUGGAGUGAUAUACACAAAAGUUGGUUCUUUUUACCAAGACGAUGUUCUCGUGAACGUUAUAACGAAACGAAAGAUGAAACUAUGAGUUGCAAUGUAUUAUUGACUACAGAUGAAAAUUUUGUAGACAUCAAAGUUACCAAAGUUGGAACUUUACUUCCGCUCCGAGGUUUCUCCAGUUUCAAAUUUUUACCGGGGUCUCAAGAUUCAAUUAUCGUUGCUCUUAAAACUGAAGAGUACCAAGGGCAAACUGCUACUUACAUCGUAGCAUUUACGAUUACUGGGACUAUAAUAAUGCCCGAGACGAAAGUGAUAGAUAAGAAAUUCGAGGGUCUAGAGUUUAUAUAACAUUCCAUUUAGGAACAGACCUGGCGAAUUUCGAAAUCAUAAAGUGUAACUAAAUGUACAGCUUUUAUAUUUUAAUAGUUCAUUCAUAUCACAUAGCGAAACGACUUUGUAAAACACUCUACAUAGUUUUAUCCCAGUGUCAGUAUUGUGUUCGAGCGUAUGUAGUUCGUUUCGCAUAGCACACUUACCAAAAACGCCUAUAUACAUGCCACGUGCAUGUAAGACUGCGGUAAGGGGCGGCGUGACUUAGCGCCCACGUUGCGACGACAGCUACUGUGAACAUAAUGUACAUAAAAAUUUAUUACGAAAAUGUAAAAAAGAAUGUUAACUAAAACGAACAAUUAUUGUGAAACUGUAAUAUAGAAAACGUGUCUUGAUCUUUUGCUCAAUGACCAACAAUAUACGCCGUGAAUUACAAAAACGUU
Molecule: messenger RNA, 1771 nt
Organism: Ceratina calcarata
Lineage: Eukaryota; Metazoa; Arthropoda; Insecta; Hymenoptera; Apidae
Product: soluble calcium-activated nucleotidase 1
Exons: 4
Coding region: 147-1346 (399 amino acids)
Biological process (GO): proteoglycan biosynthetic process
Molecular function (GO): calcium ion binding; GDP phosphatase activity; UDP phosphatase activity
Source: RefSeq, a predicted model, not a curated record